AUGAAUUUCGCUAAGAAGAAUCCCGUUCGAUUUCUUUCACGAUCAGCUGCAUCAUCCGAAAAGCUGCCUUCGGAUGUGAAUUUAACAAUAGUAAAGUUGAAUGGUGAUGAGUACAAAAUUCAAGUCAGGAGAAACGCAACUGUAAGACAGGUUAAGAAAGUUGUAGAGAGUUAUUUUGCAGAUCAAGAAGUAAAUUGGCCCCUCGUAUGGAGCCACUUCUGUUUAGCGUAUAAGAAUUAUAAACUCGUAGAUGAUGCAGACAGAACUACAUGUAUUUUGAUCAAGGACGGUGUAAAACUUAAUUUCAUACGCCACCACCAACCAGCUGCAUAUUCUUCAUUAAAUUAUUUCAUGAGAGAGCGGUUUGCCCAACGUGUGCAGCAACUCCUGUGUGGUGCAUGA
Molecule: messenger RNA, 402 nt
Organism: Papaver somniferum (opium poppy)
Lineage: Eukaryota; Viridiplantae; Streptophyta; Magnoliopsida; Ranunculales; Papaveraceae
Product: U11/U12 small nuclear ribonucleoprotein 25 kDa protein-like
Exons: 1
Coding region: 1-402 (133 amino acids)
Biological process (GO): mRNA splicing, via spliceosome
Cellular component (GO): U12-type spliceosomal complex
Source: RefSeq, a predicted model, not a curated record